AUGACUAAUGCGAAUAUAUUGCAUAUACCCAUAGAUGUGGAUGAGUGUCAAAAGGGGUCCUACGUCUGCCACGAGGUUGCUAAAUGUGUGAAUGCGAUUGGCUCGUAUGAUUGUAAGUGCAAACCAGGAUAUGAAGGAGAUGGCAAAAACACGUGUUCAGUAUCUGGACAGUCGUCCGUGACAAUCACAGGUUCUUGUGCAAGCCUUUUGACCAUAGAAACAAGCACAACGGGGCUAACAUACUCAAAUUACGAUGGAACUUACUUGGACGACAUGAAUUGCAGCUGGUGUAUAUCUUCAAAUGCAAACCUGGAACUUACAUUCAUAAGAUUCCAAACUGAGUCUGGUUAUGAUUAUGUUAAGGUGUACGAUGGCCCAUCUUCUUCUUCUACUCUGAUCGGUGAAUAUGAUGGAGACUCACUGCCAGCAAGCAUUACAAGCUCUUCUUACGAGCUUUUUUUUACUUUUACAUCUGAUGGUUCCGUUAAAAAAUCGGGGUUCCUAGCAAACUACCAUAUGCAAGGCCAAUCCUUUGUGACGGCCGUUAGUUCAUGUGCAAACCUGUUGAAUGUCGAAUCAUACGCAAGCGGUGUAAUAUUCUCAAACAUGCAUAAAGAAUACAGCGACGACAUGAACUGCAGCUGGAGUAUAUCUUCUAAUGCAAAACUGGAAAUUACAUUCAUAAGAUUCCAAACUGAGUCUGGCUAUGACUAUGUUAAAGUGUACGAUGGCCCUUCUUCUUCUACUCUGAUCGGCGAAUAUGAUGGAGAUUCACAGCCUGCUAGCAUUACAAGCUCUUCUCACGAGCUUUUCGUUACUUUUACAUCUGAUGGUUCCGUUACAAAAUCAGGGUUCUUAGCAAACUACCAUAUAUCUGGCCAGCCAUUUGCAACUGUUUCAGGUUCAUGUGCCAACCUGUGGACAGUUCGAUCAAGUUCAAGUGGAAUGAUAUAUUCAAACGGAGAUGGUACUUACGCUGAUAACGUGAAUUGCAGUUGGAGUAUAUUUUCUAGUAACAAAGUGGAACUAAUAUUUUUCAAAUUUGAUACUGAGGAAAAUCACGAUUAUGUCUCCGUGUACGAUGCCGGAUCAAUGAUGUCGUCUUUUAUGGGCAAAUAUCAUGGAACCUCCUCGCCUGCAAUCAUCACAAGCUCAUCCAAUCAGCUUUAUGUUACCUUUAAUAGUGACAGCACAGUUUCAAGUUCUGGGUUUGCGGCAAGCUACCACGCUUAUAACACAAUCCGCCUUAUUGGAGGCAGCACGGCACUAACUGGGAGGGUGGAAGUCUACCAUAGCGGACAAUGGGGAACAAUUUGUGACGAUAACUGGGACAUAAAUGAAGCUCACGUGAUCUGCAGACAGCUUGGCUUCCCUUCAGCCACUCAAGCCUUUGACAGUGCCAUGCAUGGUGAAGGAUCUGGUCAGAUAUGGAUUGAUGGUUUAGACUGCACAGGUUAUGAGUUACAAAUCAGCGAGUGCAAUAACUAUGGAUGGGGAAAUCACGAUUGUGAUCAUUCCGAAGACGCAAGUCUAGAAUGUUCCUCAACAAUUUACUGAUCAAUUUUACUAUAUUCUGAGAAUGAGGGAGGUGGAGUCACCCAUGGGAUUGUGUGCAGUUAUGCCGCGCCCUUAGUUCAACUCAUUUAAAAUACUACUUUUGGUAGAAACGCUCCAUCCAGUUUUCAAGGACAUUACCCUAUUCACAUAUGAUUACCAUAGUAGACUGCACGCCUAGCUAGGAACAAUAAUUACGAUAAUAGUAGUAGUGAUAAUAACAGGAAAUGAAGUAAUACAUCAUCAAAUAUACAUUUUUCUUAAGAACUGAGCAACUUUCAUUUGCUUGUUUUUUGUUUUUCCUGUUUCCAUACACAUGCGGUAAACAUGUCCUUGGUGAAGGUUCAGGGAUCCCUUUUAAUUAAAUUCCAGGCGGGAUAUUCAUUUAAGAGAGCAAAAUCUAGUUAUUUCUUGGACGUCUUAAAAUUAUUAUCAUUACUAUCGUGUCUUCUGAAAUUUAUUAUCGUUAGUUAUGGUUCGAAUCUUCUUUGGAGAAAUCGCCGAGAAAUCCUAAGUAAUCCUUGGUCAAUGCAGUGGGAAAUUGCAUUCAAAUUAUGUUAACUCUUUGGCUUUU
Messenger RNA from Stylophora pistillata, 2128 nucleotides. RefSeq lists its product as uncharacterized. Gene Ontology annotation, cellular component: membrane. The record is from RefSeq and is a predicted model, not a curated record. Gene Ontology annotation, molecular function: calcium ion binding; heparin binding. NCBI's taxonomy places the organism in Eukaryota, Metazoa, Cnidaria, Anthozoa, Scleractinia, Pocilloporidae.